AUGCUAUUAACGCCACCUCCAUCGCCUCAACUGACAUCUUGUCUCACUCCCGAGGAUCGAUUGGGUUGUGUCCUGGCUGGCCGUUUGGAACUUGUCUCUAUCCUCGGAGUCGGAGCUUUUGGUGUCGUAUACCGGGCCGUCGAUGUCUUGACCAACACCCUCUACGCGGUAAAGGCGCUCCCCAAGGCCGGACUUGAUGCGCGGCAAAGGCGGAUCCAGCGACGAGAGAUCGCGCUGCACCACCAAGCUGCUCAACACCCAAAUGUGGUCUCAUUGCAUCGAAUCCUCGAUAGCCCGGACUGCACCUUUGUCGUGAUCGAAUUUUGUCCAGAAGGCGACCUCUUCACGAACAUCACUGAACAAGGCCGCUUCAUUGGAGAUGAUCGACUUGCCAAGCAUGUUUUCCUCCAAAUCUUGGAUGCGGUCCGUUUCUGCCAUUCUUUGGGCAUCUAUCACCGGGAUCUGAAGCCGGAGAACGUUCUGGUCAAGGAUAACGCCCAUACCGUCAAGCUCGCCGAUUUCGGACUGGCCACUACCGAUCGCAUCUCCUGCGACUAUGGAUGUGGAUCUACCUUCUACAUGUCUCCAGAAUGCGGGCAGAGUCGCCCCUAUGCGCGUUACGCCACCGCGCCCAAUGAUGUCUGGAGCCUCGGUGUCAUUCUCGUCAACCUCACAUGUGGCCGCAAUCCGUGGAAAAGGGCAUCACCCGAGGACUCGACUUUCCGGGCGUUCUUGAAGGAUUCGAGCUUUUUGAGCUCCAUUCUUCCCAUUUCCCAGGAACUCAGCACUAUCUUGCAGCGCAUUUUCGAAUGCGAUCCGCGUCAUCGCAUCACAUUGGACGAGCUCCGGGAUCUCAUCAUCGCCUGCCCACGGUUCACCACCACCAGUUACCACACUAUGCCACCGACACCACAAUCUUCUUUUGAAUACGUUGAGACCAUGGACUGCGCGAACAUGGCCCUACCACCUUCGCCACCACAGUCCCCCCCACCAAGACCUGGAUACUACGGUCAAUCAUCCCACUGGUCCCUGUUCGAGCCUACAUCGAAACAAACUUCGUCGUACUCGGACACUUCUGCCGAUUCUGGAUAUGAAUCUGAGACUUAUGCUCCGGAACCUGGCCCUAAUCCUUUCAACUUUUAUGGAAAUGUCAUCCCUCUUCAGGACCAUUCAAAAGUUUCCUUCUACCAACAGCCGACCUUUGCGCCUACUGUUGCAGCAUAUUAA
Cyphellophora europaea CBS 101466 is the source of this 1227-nucleotide messenger RNA. RefSeq lists its product as uncharacterized. Gene Ontology annotation, cellular component: cytoplasm. Gene Ontology annotation, molecular function: protein serine/threonine kinase activity; ATP binding. Bases 1 to 1227 code for a protein of 408 amino acids. The transcript is spliced from 2 exons. Gene Ontology annotation, biological process: peptidyl-serine phosphorylation; autophagy. The record is from RefSeq and is a predicted model, not a curated record. Lineage: Eukaryota; Fungi; Ascomycota; Eurotiomycetes; Chaetothyriales; Cyphellophoraceae.